This is a messenger RNA of Poecile atricapillus (Black-capped chickadee), 2991 nucleotides long. RefSeq names its product KLF transcription factor 8 (gene KLF8). The coding region runs from base 81 to 1148 and encodes 355 amino acids. The transcript is spliced from 5 exons. Gene Ontology annotation, biological process: regulation of transcription by RNA polymerase II. NCBI's taxonomy places the organism in Eukaryota, Metazoa, Chordata, Aves, Passeriformes, Paridae. The record is from RefSeq and is a predicted model, not a curated record. Gene Ontology annotation, molecular function: DNA-binding transcription factor activity, RNA polymerase II-specific; RNA polymerase II cis-regulatory region sequence-specific DNA binding.
GCGGCCGCCGUGAGGGGCCGGGCGGGGCCGUGAGGGACGGGCGGGCCCGGCCCCGCCUCAGGGCACGGGCGGGCCCCGCCAUGCCCGGCCCGGCGACCCCCGAGUGGCCCCACGCCCCGCCGGAGCCGCCCCGAGGCGCCGCCCCGGUCGGUUGGUUGGGCCAGGGGAAGGCGACGCCCGCCAUGAGCUCGUCGGCGCUGCUGGCUGAGGGCCCCCUCGACCCACCGGUGCUGCUGGCCGACAUCAAGACGGAGCCCCCCGAGGAGCUGCUGGCCAGCGACUGCAGCCAGCCCCAGGCCGAGCCCGUCGAUCUCUCCCUCAAUAAAUCCAAGGUGGCUCCAGCCUCGGCCCCGCCGCCACCGCCCCCCACCUCGGUCCAGUCUUCCCCCAUGCUGGUGGCUCCCCCGGUUCCUGCUCCCACCACCGUGUCCAUCCCGCCCUCCGGUCUCAGCUCCACCUCGGCCAUCCCAGCUGUUCUCUCACCCGGCUCCAUCCUGGCCUCCACGCAGGGCAGCGGCGGGCAGCAGAUCCUCCACGUCAUCCACACCAUCCCCUCCGUCAACCUGCCCAGCAAGAUGGGCAACCUGCAGACCAUCCCCGUGGUGGUGCAGUCCCUCCCCGUCGUCUACACCACCGUGCCCACGGACGGCGUCACCGCCAUUACCGUGCCCCUCAUCGGGGGGGACGGCAAGAACGCUGGCUCUGCUUUCCUUUCCCGGACCCCUCCAGUGAAAAUGGACCCUGGCUCCGUGUACCCCAUGGACAUGAACAGCGACAGCGAGGACAGCGCCUCAGAGAGCGGCCCAGCACCUUUCCAGGACCUCCAGAGAGAGCCGGCGGCGAGGGGGCCCAGAGCCGAUUCCCCGGACCUGAAGAAGCGGCGCAUCCACCAGUGCGACUUUGAGGGCUGCAAUAAAGUCUACACCAAAAGCUCCCACCUCAAAGCCCACCGGAGGAUACACACAGGCGAGAAGCCCUACAAAUGCACGUGGGAAGGCUGCACCUGGAAGUUCGCCCGCUCGGACGAGCUCACCCGGCACUUCCGCAAGCACACGGGCAUCAAACCCUUCCGCUGCUCGGACUGCGACCGCAGCUUCUCCCGCUCCGACCACCUGGCCCUGCACCGCCGGCGGCACGUCAUGAUGUGAGCGGUGCCCGCCGGGCUGGGCCGCGCCGGGAGCCGGCAGCGCCUCCCUCCCUCCAUCCAUCCAUCCCCACCCCGCGGCUCCUGCGGGGCGGGGACUGCGGGAGCGCCGGGGCCGAGCCGCGCCCGCUGCAGGAGCCCCGCCGGCACGGGACGGCAAACAAUGGAUUCUGGACUGCUGCCCCUUCUCUCCUGUACCCAGUUGUUUUUCUUCCUGGGUUUGUCCUCGCCUGGAGGCUCCUUGGCUCCUCACCUGGAAUGCACCCAGCAGCUGCCUCAGGCUCUUCAGCCCCUCGUGUGUGCUCCCUGUCCUGUGCCCCUCCCAGUGCCAAAAUCUGGGAGCCGUGGUGAGGACGGGGGCAGGGGGUGAUGUGCCCUCGUGGAGAAGCUGUUGGCCAUUCCCUCUCCAUCCCCAGACUGUCCCAGCAGGAGAGGGGACAUCGCCUCUGUGCGUGUCCCUCAGCGCGUGCUGGGCUUCAUGGGAAGUGCUGGGGGCACAGAGAGCCAGGAGGAAAAGAGGAAUCAAGAAGGGGGGAAAUGCAACCCAACAAUGACCCACAAACAAGACCAUCACAACCACAAAAAGGGAAACUUUGUGGAACAUGGAACUUCUAUUUUAUGGAAUUCUACGAGGGGGUGGGACAGGGUGGGGGGACGAGGGCCAGCAGCUCUCGGGUUUUUUGGAAGACUCUGGGCCACUUGAAGUGUUUCUAAGUUAAACCAGCGGCUGUGGCCACACGCUUUGCUUUUUAAUCAUGGUUUUUGUGGAGUGUUUCUUCCAUCCCCCUUCAGCCAGUCCCCUGGUUGCUGGGAGGGUGUCAGGAUUUGGGGUGGGAUGCUGUGAGCUGCUGUGUGAUGGGGACCACGACACCUGCCAUGCUCAGGGCAGUCCCUGUGGGGGCUUGGGAGAAGCUGCCCAGACUCCCCCUGAGCUCUGGGGACACUUCAGGGACCUGUGACCCCUGAGAACAACUCACAGCUGCUUGGGAAAGUGCUUUUCCUCAGCUUCCCAUCCACCAGCCAGGGUGUGCCGUGGGCAGAGCUCGUCCCUGGCCUGAGCUGCGGGCCUGGGGCAGAGGGGCUGGAAAUUCCCAGGUGGGGAAUAUGUGUUCAAAUAGAUUCAUGGUAAGAGGCACUGUAGAAAUACCAUGGAUUGGCCUGGUCAGGGUGAGGAUGUCACCUUCCCAAGGGGACAGGGACAAGGCAGAGCUGUUCAAGGCAUUCUGUGUCCAGAGGAUGGACCAAGGGGCUCCCAGUGCCCUGAGCUGGAUGAGCAGCUCCCUGAGCUUGUGCAGGAUCUGCUAUUCCAGCUGGAUCCCUCCAAAUCCCUGUGGGACCUGCUGGGAUUCAUCUGAGAAUCCUCCAAGAGUCGCUGAUGCCAUCACAAAGCCUCUCUUGAUCAUUUUCAAUGGUCUUGGGAAUCCAGGAGGUCCCAAGAAACUGGGGACUGUUGUCCUGAUUCUGACCCCAGAGCCCACAGUCUCACUUCAGUGCCCAGUAAAAUAAUGGAAAAGAUUAUUCUGGGAAGCAUUAGAAAACACCUGGAGGACAACACACUCAUUGGUCACAGCUCCAUGAGUGGAAAGUCCUGCUUGUCCAACCUGAUUUCCUUCUGCAACAGGGUAUCCCACCUGCUUGAUCAAGGAAAGGCAGGAGAUGGAAUUUUUUUGGACUUCAGCAAAGCUUUUGAUCAUGUCUUUCUCAGGGUCCUUCUGGACAAAAUAUCCAGGCCACAGCUGGAUAAACACAUCCUGGGAUGGGGGAGCAACUGGCUCACGGGGUGACACCAGCCUGGCACCUGUCAUUUACUGGGGUUCCACAGGGCUCCAGCCUCAUCCCAGUUCUCU